This is a messenger RNA of Penaeus monodon (black tiger shrimp), 303 nucleotides long. RefSeq lists its product as uncharacterized. The record is from RefSeq and is a predicted model, not a curated record. Gene Ontology annotation, molecular function: protein binding. Lineage: Eukaryota; Metazoa; Arthropoda; Malacostraca; Decapoda; Penaeidae.
UCCAGAAGCCACCCUGUUCUUUUGUGAGAGUGGAGAGGAGGGUGUGGGUACUGCGAACUGUCUGUCUACACGAGUUCCGAAAGGGUGCUCAGAACGGCCAUGUUUAUGACUCCCUGUAGAUCCUAGGCUAGUUUUUUUCUACCUUUAACUCCGAUCUUCCUGACCGUGACCUUAACAGCUAGCAUGGAGGUCAACAAGAGCACUUCUGCCGUCGUCUUCUUUGCUUUUUUGGGCGUCGUGACCAGCUUGGUGAACUUGAAAGCGUCCGUCAUCACAGGCACUUUCAUCAAGCUGGAAUGGCAG